AUGACCUCUACAUAUCUAUACCAGCCCUCACCUCAAUGGACUUCCGUGCAUCCCAGGCCAUUUUAUCCUCUGCAUGAACACCCAGCAUCUCUCGCGUAUCCUCAACUACCCUCAUCGCCUCGACCGCCGGCAUUUCAUGACUUGUACACACUCAGCACUCAUAUCAUCCCAGCAGCAUAUCCACGGGUGGUCCCAGAUAUCCCAAUUCCAGAGGCACCCUCUCAAUAUACAGAUAAAGAGGAACGUAAACGCCAUGUCCAACGAUUGGGAGGUGAGAUAGCAGAGAGGCAGGAGCUCUUCGGACGCGGUCAGCUACCAGGCGAACCUAGUCGGAAGGUUCUCUGGAACUGUAUCAAUCGCUACGUGAAGAAUACACACAGCACAGACAACAAAUCAAAGGGCGUCACUUUGCUUCUUGCCCAUGCGAAUGGAUUCCCCAAGGAAAUAUGGGAGACAACUCUACGGUGUCUAUUCUCCUCUUCGGAAGGACCUCCGAUAGAUGAAGAUUGGUCUUUUGAAGCUGUGCAACACGGCGAUUCUGCGCUCCUGAACGCCAGUAGCCUCAGUGGAAUAUACGAAUGGAUGGACAAUGCACGGGAUAUAGCAAAUUUUUUAUUGAACUAUAUCCCUUCCGCAGUUUCCAAUACGGUCCUUUCCACUCAUCUGCCUCGUGUUUCUAAUGAUGCCACUCUUUUGGAGGCUGCUCGUCGUGAGGUCAUGGCAGCAUUGAAAUUUCCAGCUCUGUUCUCUUCGAUGAUACUCAUAGAUCCCGUUAUCGUUCAGUCACACCAAUACCGUGGCGACAACUUUCGUGCAUACGUGAUCGGUGCUAUUCAAAGACGAGACAGGUGGUCAUCUCGUGAGGAGGCAUUGCGGACGUUUAAAGCAAGCCCCCUUUUUGCCGCCUGGCAUCCUGAUGUUUUACAGCUUUACGUUGAUUAUGGACUAACGGAUACUCCAGAAGGCGAGGUGAAGCUGAAGAUGUCUGGCAUGCAUGAGGCACUCUCUUUUGCCAACGACCUGGCCUCGAAUGAAACAUGGGAAUUGCUCGAGAAGCUAGAUAAGAAAAUUGAGCUGAGAUGGAUUGUUCCUGGGAGGCCGACUGAUAAGAGUAUGCAAAGUCCAGAAGCGACAAGAAUUAGGGUGUGGCGAAGGCCUGCAAACUCGUCGAAUAUUGUGAUACAUUCUGCAGGACACCUUGUCGUACAGGAAUCACCACAGGAGCUAGCGCAAGAUAUUUCAGAUUUUUUGAGACGAAAGUAUAAAACUACUGGUAUGAAGGCUCAGUUAUGA
Serpula lacrymans var. lacrymans S7.9 is the source of this 1293-nucleotide messenger RNA. RefSeq lists its product as uncharacterized. Bases 1 to 1293 code for a protein of 430 amino acids. The transcript is spliced from 9 exons. The record is from RefSeq and is a predicted model, not a curated record. Lineage: Eukaryota; Fungi; Basidiomycota; Agaricomycetes; Boletales; Serpulaceae.